Emys orbicularis (European pond turtle) is the source of this 1764-nucleotide messenger RNA. RefSeq names its product zinc finger protein 648 (gene ZNF648). The transcript has a single exon. The coding region runs from base 1 to 1764 and encodes 587 amino acids. The record is from RefSeq and is a predicted model, not a curated record. Lineage: Eukaryota; Metazoa; Chordata; Testudines; Emydidae.
AUGGCAAGCAUAGAAUGCUCUGAGAGACUGGACCAGGAAUACCCUAGCAGCAGUUUGGUUCAGGGAUCCUAUGGGGACAGAAAGAGGACCACAAACACAUGGUGUGAAAAUGAUGAAGGCGAUGAGGAAGAGGAAGCUGAGGAAAGCGACAGUGAUCAUUUUGGGAACGGCAUGCAGAAGGACCAAGAUCCGGUGUCCAGCAGCUCCAUGCCGAGGGACAGCAUGGCAGAGGACCUUCUGUGUGAGGAAGACGAGGUCUUUUAUGAGACCUUCACCCUUAUCAAUGCCAAUGGCGUGGCCAAGAAGUUGAACAUGAUGGUCAGUCUUCGCACCAAGAGUGAUGAGGGCGAUGAGGAAAGCAGCAAGGAGACAGUGUGUCAGAACUGGCAUAGCCGGCCAGUGAGGAAGCCUGCUGUUCUUCGGCGCAGCCCACAGGGCAUAAAUCACUUUGGCAGGAUGCUGCCAAGCUCAACCGAGUACGUGGACACUGUGGUUACCCUGGACAGUGAUUUAGACGACCCCGCCAGGGACAGCCUGCCGUGCAAUGGCAUGGAAAGCAUCAAGAGCUACAUGACCAGGAAAGUAGAGGGUGGGGUGUUCCCAGGAAAUCCAAGUAUGGACUUCAGCAAGCCAGGGGGGAGCAAAGAGCUUCCCCUGAAAAGCAAGAGAGGAGUGAAGUGGCUAAACCCGAAAGCUGCCAACAAGCCAGCCGAGAUAGCGGGCAGUGUUGGGGCCCUGAAAGCAGCCACGGUGAGGAGGGUCAGGAUUGGGACGCAGCAGGUGGGCAGCAGCGAGGUGGAGGAGCGGCCUUACAAAUGCAUGCAGUGUGGACGGGCCUUUAAGAAAUCAAGCAACCUCCUGAGCCACAUUGACACGCACAGUGGGGCCAAGCCGUAUGCCUGCGAGCUGUGCGGCAAGGCCUACUCACACCAGGGCACCCUGCAGCAGCACAAGCGGUUGCACACAGGCGAGCGCCCCUACAAGUGCCCGUUCUGCAUCAAGGCCUACACCUGGUCCUCGGACUACCGCAAACACAUCCGCACGCACACCGGCGAGAAGCCCUACAAGUGCCUGGACUGCGAGAAGGCCUUUGUGCGCUCCUCGGACCUGCGCAAGCAUCAGCGCAACAUGCACAGCAACGACAAGCCUUUCCCCUGCCAGGAGUGCGGCAAGACCUUCAACAAGCCACUCUCACUACUGCGCCACCAACGCACCCACCUGGGUGAGAAGCCUUUCCACUGUCCUGACUGCGGCAAGGAGUUUGCCGUGGCCAGCCGCAUGGUGGAGCACCAGCGCAUCCACACGGGCGAGCGUCCCUUCUCCUGUGCCAUCUGCGGCAAGUCUUUCACCAAGUCCUCCAACCUCUUCGAGCACCAGACGUUGCACACUGGUGAGCGCCCCUUCAAGUGCUCUGAAUGUGGCAUGGCCUUCGCCCAGUCCUCACGCCUCAUCCGCCACCAGCGCAUCCACACCGGCGAGCGGCCCUUCGCCUGCGCCGAGUGCGGGCAGGCCUUCGCCCGCUCCUCCACCCUCAAGAGGCACCAGCAGAUCCAUAGUGGGGAAAAGGCCUACCUGUGCUCAGACUGCGGCAAGGCCUUCCGCCAUGCCUCGCAGCUUACCCAGCACAUGCGGGUGCAUACGGGGGAACGGCCCUACCAGUGCGCCCAGUGUGGCAAGGCCUUCACUCAGUCCACCCACCUCAUCCGCCACCAGGCCAAGCAUGGUGCCAGCAAUGGGGAGCCGUUCUCCUCUUCCGAUGAGUAA